Molecule: messenger RNA, 774 nt
Organism: Sinocyclocheilus anshuiensis
Lineage: Eukaryota; Metazoa; Chordata; Actinopteri; Cypriniformes; Cyprinidae
Product: rho-related GTP-binding protein RhoA-B
Exons: 5
Coding region: 156-737 (193 amino acids)
Biological process (GO): small GTPase-mediated signal transduction
Molecular function (GO): GTP binding; GTPase activity
Source: RefSeq, a predicted model, not a curated record
CCCUGAACCACUCAGCCAUUUGACUUACUGCAGCAAUGAGAUGUUUAGGCAACAAAGAUGCCACAAAAGUGGAUGGUGACUGAGGCUGUCGUUCUGAUUAGCAUCUCUUUUUGUGUUCCACAGAAAGUCGUACAGGUUUGGAACAACAUGAUGGUAUGGCAGCAAUUCGCAAGAAGCUGGUGAUUGUAGGAGAUGGAGCGUGCGGUAAAACCUGUUUGCUUAUUGUGUUCAGUAAAGACCAGUUUCCCGAAGUCUAUGUCCCCACGGUGUUUGAGAACUAUGUCGCCGACAUUGAGGUUGACAGCAAACAGGUGGAACUUGCUCUUUGGGAUACCGCAGGACAGGAGGACUACGAUAGGCUCCGUCCUCUUUCGUACCCAGACACUGAUGUCAUUCUUAUGUGCUUCUCUAUUGAUAGUCCUGACAGUUUAGAGAAUAUUCCAGAGAAGUGGACACCCGAGGUGAAACACUUUUGCCCAAACAUUCCCAUCAUCCUUGUCGGCAACAAAAAGGACCUGCGGAAUGAUGAACACACACGCAGGGAGCUGACCAAGAUGAAGCAGGAGCCUGUUAAGGCAGAGGAAGGGAGAGACAUGGCCAAUCGGAUUGGAGCAUUUGGUUAUAUGGAGUGCUCAGCCAAAACAAAAGAUGGCGUUCGGGAGGUGUUUGAAAUGGCCACUAGAGCGGCGUUGCAGGCACGCAGGGGAAAGAAGAGCAACAAAUGCAGUCUGCUGUGAAUACUCGCCAUUGGACUCUGUGCCUGUAUUGGGCCUC